GCUUCUAACAACCCCUCUGCGCAAGACUUUCGCGCCCAUUACCGCUCGUCCUACAUUCAAGCCGUUCCUCUGUGUUCGUCCGAUUCAUUGCUCUUCCGCCAUGUCCGGUGUUAGCAAGGCUUGCUGCCAGAUCCCCCCUAUUGUCGCCCAGGGAUACCAGGGCAAGGGUGAAUACAAGACUAUCAAUGGCUUGAAGACGUACGUUACCGGUCCUGAGUCCGCCUCCAAGGCCAUCCUCGUCAUCUACGACAUCUUCGGUUUCUUCCCCCAGACCAUCCAAGGAGCCGACAUCCUGGCCAACUCCAACGAGCAAAAGUACCGUGUCUUCAUUCCCGACUUCUUCGAGGGCCAGCCCGCCGACAUCACCUGGUUCCCUCCUCAGACCAAUGACCACAAGCAGAAGCUUGGCAACUUCUUCCAGACCAAGGCCGCUCCCCCCAACACCCUCUCCAAGAUCCCCAACGUCGUGUCCGAGGCCAACAAGCUCUCUUCCAGCGGCAGCUUCGACUGGUCCAUCCUGGGCUACUGCUGGGGUGGUAAGAUCACCGCUCUCUCCUCCGGCCAGGACAACAAGCUCUUCAAGUCUGCUGUCCAGUGCCACCCCGCCAUGGUUGACCCCAACGACGCCAAGGCCGUGAACGUCCCCAUGGCUCUCUUGGCCUCCAAGGAUGAGCCCCCGAACGACAUUGAGGCGUUCAAGACCAACCUCAAGACGCCUAACCACGUCGAGACUUUCCCCACUCAGAUCCACGGCUGGAUGGCUGCUCGUUCGAACUUGGAGGAUGCCGAGGUGCGCAAGGAGUACGAGCGUGGCUACAAGACCGUGCUUGACUUCUUCCACAAGCACGCCUAAACCGUGCCAUGUAGUAUAAAAAUGAAUAAUGACUUUUAACAAUCCAUACAUGUAUAGUGAUCCAGUAUUCUGGCUCUGAUGUUUUGGCAUAAUUCUUGCUUGACAUUCA
Molecule: messenger RNA, 962 nt
Organism: Aspergillus glaucus CBS 516.65
Lineage: Eukaryota; Fungi; Ascomycota; Eurotiomycetes; Eurotiales; Aspergillaceae
Product: dienelactone hydrolase family protein
Exons: 4
Coding region: 101-853 (250 amino acids)
Molecular function (GO): hydrolase activity
Source: RefSeq, a predicted model, not a curated record